AUGAGUGCCAAACUGUGGACAGAGGAGCAGUUUAACUGUCCUGUGUGUCUGGAUCUCCCAAAUGAUCCAGUAACCAUCCCCUGUGGGCACAGCUACUGCAUGGCCUGCAUCAAGGACUACUGGAGCAAGAACGAUCCCAAGGGCGUCUACAGCUGCCCACAAUGCCGAAAGUCCUUCAGUCCCAAGCCCUCCUUGUCGAGAAACACCAUGCUGGCUGAGGCUGUAGAGCAGCUCCGCAAAGGGGCCCAAAUAGCUGAUGUGCGUGCCUCUAUGCGAAGCGGCACUGGCGUUGCCUCAUCCAAAACCAAAAGGAAACUCUCUUCCUCUGCAGUGUUAUGCGACAUGUGCAAAGGAGAACAGCGAGCAGCGGUCAAGAGCUGCCUGGUGUGCAUGAGUUCAUUCUGCGAAGACCACCUGAAGCCCCACAAGACCAAGAAGUCCCUGAGUAAGCACGAGCUGAUAGCACCCACAAGCAAUCUGGCUGAGAAGAUCUGCACAGAGCACAAAUACCUGCAAGAGUUCUUCUGUCGCCAGUGUAAAAUGUUCGUCUGCUGGCUGUGCACCAGCAACCAGCACAAAGGCCACGAGUGUGUGUCCACCAAGGUUGAGCGUUUGGAGAAGCAGAAAUUGAUGUCAGAGAUGCAGACAGAGAAUACGCAGAGACUGAAGGAGAGAGAGCAGGAGCUGAAAGACAUGAAGAAGAUGAUGGAGGUGACGAAGCGUUCUUCCGACAUGGUCCAUGACGACACUGAACAGGUGCUGUCGGAGCUGCAGCGUUCAGUGGAGCGUCUGCAGGAACUUCUUGAAGAAGUUCUGGAUCAGGCCAGCAUGCAGAAGAUGGGCCAAGCUCAGGAAGUCACUGACAGUCUGGAGGCGGAGGUCAAAGAGCUCAGGAAGAGAGACAAGGAGAUGAAGGACUUGUUACGCUGUGAGGACCACAUCUACUACCUAGAGACAUGCGAGUCCUUGUGUAAUCCCCUGGAGUCCGGAGACCUUCCCACUGUGGUGGUAAAUCCAGAAGCUUCUUUUGAACCGGUACGAGAUGCCAUCCUCGACCUCAGGGACAAAAUUGAGGAUAUUUGCAACCAGGAAUUGGGAAAGAUCACCAAACAAGUCAAUGAUACGACGCUGUUCACUCUUGGAGACGCUAAUCGCUCAGGACACAAAGGAGGGAUUUUUAAAUUGUUUUCUGGUCUUGCUUCUCGUAACACAAACAGUCGUUCACCAGCCCCAACUGUGGGAGCCCGUGCCGACAGACGAGGAGUUGGUAUAGGCCUCAGAAAUCAAGAUGUGCGGAGUAGAGACACACCACGAGACAAAGGAAACACGAGUUCACCGAGACCUCGGGACAGACAGAGGAGAGAGGAAAGAGAGACAGUGAGGGAGACGAACCCCAGACCCAGUCCCACUCCGAGCCCAACUCCCAGCCGCAGAGAGUCUCAAUCUCUUUGGAGCCGGUCCAGUCAGAGCCAGGCUGCAGCACCGGUUCAAACCCCGACUCGAAUCCCAUCCACACCAACUCCAGCUCCAGCUCCUAGUCCAGCUCCUAGUCCAGCACCUGCACCUGCAGCAUCAAACGGAGGGUCAGGUUUCAGUCGGAUGGCAUCGAUCAGCAGCCUCUUCCGUUCCCAUCGACGUGGCACAACCGCGGCUACCCCAAUCACCCCGGAAAAUAACACAAACGCAUGGGGGAUGUCUGCUUUGUCCGAAACACCAACAGAGAUUAACCCAGGUCUUUUUCUGGACUCUCCGACCGACACCAUGACUCAGGCUCCUGCUUUCCCUGGAUUGAGAGAAAUCAACCUGGACAGCAUCCAGGCGCCAGAGCCGAGGACCAGAGAGGAGUUCCUACAGUACUCCAUGACCUUGACCCUCGACACCAACACAGCCCAUCGUCGGCUCUCUCUCUCCGAGGGCAACACUAAAGCCACCCUGCAGGGGGCAGCGCAGCCGUACCCAAACACUCCUCAGCGUUUUGACGGAUGGACCCAGGUGAUGUGCGAGGUUCCUCUGUACUCCCAGCGGUGUUACUGGGAAGUGGAGUGGAGAGGAAGAGGAUCCUCAAUAGGCGUAGCUUACAAAGCGAUGAUUAGAAAAGGUUUGGAUUCUCGUUCGGGGCUCGGUUACAACGCCCAGUCUUGGACUUUGGAGCUGUCGGACACCUGCUGCUCGGCCAUGCAUGACAACCAGAAGAAAGACAUCCCCGUCACUUAUUCUCCUCGUUUGGGGAUCUAUUUGGACCUCUCCACGGGCACGCUGGCGUUCUACAGCGUGGCUGAAAGUAUGACGCACCUUCAUACAUUCAGAGCUAACUUCACACAGCCGCUUUACGCCGUGUUCGGGGUGGGAAGCGGAGUCGGGGUGGGACUGGAUUUCGCUCUUGGUCAGUUUAGCUCCAGCUCUGAUAGCAUUAAGAUCUGUCCCAUGUGAGCAUGUAGGCUGGAAGAAUCUAGAACAAAUGCUUCAGAGUUUAAAUGUGUAAAUUCUGGCCUACAAUUAAGGUUUUACAAUCUAACAGGAACAGGGCUGAAACAGAGGGGAUUAUGGGAUGCUGCAAUGAUCUUUCGAGCCAAACUUCAGAGACAUGUAAUAUAUUAUAAUAGGAGACCUUUUAAUUUGUAAGAUGUGGCCAACAAUUAAGGUUUAAAAUCUAACAAUUCAACAAUGAACUGACAUUACAAGUUGUUUACAUUAUUUUUAAAGAUGUGUCUUUUUGAAAGUGCUACUGAAAUGCUAACAAACUAGCCCCACCCUUACUUACUCGUUAUACUACUUUGAGGCAAUAGUGAGUCACGAGACAGAGUUGUGAGUCAUUUCUUCUCAUCUUAACCACUUUAAAUGUCGUUCACUACGCAAAUAAUCAAAGGGUACUCGUAUUUUUCACAGGCUCUGAGUUUCAGCAGAUGUAAUUUACAUAUUAUUACUCUAGGCUUUAUAACCAUUGACUGUGUGCUAAUGCCUAUUGAAUUGGACAAAACAACAGAUGCUUUUGUUCUUAUUUUCAAUGCACUUGAAGCAAACAUAUUCACUACUUCUUCUAACAAGUAUGAGUAAUAAAGAAACAACUUGGUGAGUCAGUG
Molecule: messenger RNA, 3080 nt
Organism: Gymnodraco acuticeps
Lineage: Eukaryota; Metazoa; Chordata; Actinopteri; Perciformes; Bathydraconidae
Gene: trim25l
Product: tripartite motif containing 25, like
Exons: 16
Coding region: 1-2430 (809 amino acids)
Molecular function (GO): protein binding; zinc ion binding
Source: RefSeq, a predicted model, not a curated record